UAUCGUGCUUCCGAUUUUUUAACGACAAAAGAAGUUCCAUCUUCCGGCUGUAGGCCGUCCAGCGGUUGUAUUUUGUUCUUAAUUUAAACAAAUAAAAAACGCCGAAAGCUCCGUCUAAAUCCCCGACUCGAAGCUCUAAAACUGAGGGACGGGUUUGAUGCGACGCCUCGGUGUUGAAGGAGCGAGCCAUGUCUGUGGUUUUCGACGGGAGUCCAGUGAAAGCGAUGCAGAGCUCUCAUAGCCACACAGGUCGGACUGCUCUGAGUGCCCAGGAACUCUCCCAGGAGAUCAAGUCUUUCAUCAGUGGCGUCGAUGCCCUUCAGGGUCGGAAGCUCAGUGUCAGGGAGCACGCCCGGUGCGCUGUGCGGUUGCUGCGAUCGGUCCCUGCCUGCAGGGGCGCCGUGCUGGAGCAUCUGAGGGGCGUGUAUGAUGAGCACGUGUCCACGUUUCUUCACAACCUGGAGACGGAGGGAAAUGCCAGCUCUGGAGCGUCCUCCAACCUGGAGGACAUCAUUCAGGAGGUUCAUGGCGUCCUGUCAGAGUUCAUCCGUCUCAACCCGCGAGCCUGGGCACCGCUGGUGUCUACCUGGGCUGUGGACCUUCUGGGCCAGCUGAGCAGUAAGCACGCAGGCCGCAGGGUGGCCCCCCACUCCUCCAGCCUCAAUGAGCUGCUGCAGCUCUGGAUGUCCUGCGCUGCCACCAGGUCCCUCAUGGAGGCCUACUCCCAGUGUCUGGCUGCCAUGCUAGCCUGGUGCCCCGACGCCUGCGUUGAUGCACUGCUGGACACAUCGGUUAAACACUCACCUCAUUUUGACUGGGUGGUGGCUCAUAUCGGCUCCGCCUUCCCAGGAACCAUCAUCAGCAGAGUGCUGGCCUGUGGGCUGAAGGACUUCUGCUCCCAUGGGGGCAAGGAUCAGGGACUUCUGGUGGAGAAAGGCAGCAGGGUGCCGAAGAUUGGCUCCGUAGUCGGAAUCCUUGGGCAUCUUGCAGCUCACCACUCUGACAGCAUCAGGAAGGAGCUGCUCAGAAUGUUUCAGGAGAGCUUGACUCCAUCCACCCCUCUUUCUCCCACUUCCUCCUCAACAUCUUGGGAGGCAUCCCCUCAGCUUCGGCGUGCCGCUGUGCCGUUCCUGCUGCAGCUCGCUGCCAUGUCCCCUAACCUGUUUGGUGCUGUGUCUUCAGAGCUGGUGGAGAUGUUGCGCCCUCCGGUCCUGCUCCAGCUGCAGGCUCUGCUGCAGGGCCUCCCCCGAGAGGAGCUGGAUAACAUGCUGGGGCUGGCCGUCCACCUCAUCAGCCAGAGUCCAACAGGGGGUGCCCGGGUGCUCAAAUUCCUGGCAGACACGGCAACACCUGCUUCAGUCAUCAUCUCUGGUCCUACACCAUCUCCUCACGAAGGAGUCAGAGAAGGUUGUGACCGCCUCCUCCAGAUGCUGCUCCUGCAUCUUCACAAACUCGUCUUCAACCGCUCAGAUGGGGCAGAGGUCAGCCCUCUCAGUUCAGCCUCCUCUCAGCCACAGAGGGUCACCCCUUUCCUGGAGGAGCUGCGUUCACAUGUCGGUCAGCUGUGUGCAGAGACACUGCGCUUGGAAAGGAAGCGCCACCUCUGGCUGCAUCAGCUGCUGUGCCUUCUGUCAGUGUACGGGGGUCCUAGCGUAGCCACCGAGACCCUGUGCCAGCUUCUUACCCAGGCCCGAAACCCAGAGGAGUUGGCUCUGGCCUGGCAGCUCCACACAAUGCUUUCCUCCUGCAUGGCUGGGCUUAUUCCUGCCGCAGUGGCUCACUGUGUGGCUCAGAUUCAUACACACACGCUGGGGCCCCGUCAGCUUCGGCAGCUGCUGCUCAACUUGGCUGCCGCCAUCCAGAGCCAGGAUGAAGAAAGGAAAGGAGCAGCAGGAGCUCAUUUUUCCAUGGCCGUCCAGAUUGGCUCAGCGAUCUCUGGACACCUCCACGAUUUUGGCCCUCUUCUCCUCCACGGCAACACAGGUGUGUCUCACGCCGCUGUGCGCCUCCUCUCCUGCAGCCCGCUCCCUCGCACCUCCUCCCCUGCACACCUGCUCCUGCUAUCCCGAGCUGCCGUCACUCAUUUCUUCCUGGCGCUGCGGAGGAGAGGGGACGCAAAGAAGGUGGGCAGAGACGUGGGGCAGACCGGUGAGGCCGUGAGCUGUUCAGUUCUGCUCCUGUCCCGGUUUGCAGCCUACUCCCCUCUCACUCUGAAAGCGAUCCUUCAGCAGCUGGUGGAGGGGGCGCUGCACAAAGGCAACGCUGACCUGUUCGGCGGGCAAAUCGCUGACAUGUCUGGAGCUCCUGUGGCUUCACCGUCUGUGUCCCCUGACCUGGGAGCCUCUCUGCUGGACAUUAACUGUCGGUUCGGUACCACAGUGAAUUUUUCCGGCAGCGUGUGGUCAGUGUUCCAUGCCGGAGUGAUUGGAAAGGGACUAAAGGUUCGCACUGCUGCAAACCUACCUGAUCCAUCAGCAGUCAUCCAGAACAUCCAGACUCUACUGGCUGUUAUAGUCCAGUGCUGCAGUUCGUCCAGCUUCAACGGCUCACAGUCGCCGUCUGAUCCCGACGAGCCGCAACCCAUCAACGCAGAGGCAGCUAAAGUCGUUGCAGUCACGCUGGUGGAAAACGUCUGUCCAGACGUGGCCAACGGGGAGCUGUCCUGGCCCCCUGAGGAGCAUGCCCGCACCACCGUGGAGCGAGACAUAUACAUCAGACGGUGCUUUGAGGCCCAUCCAAUCCUCUUCCCCCUGCUUCAGGUGGUGGCGGCUGGACGCCCGGCUCUUUGCUAUUGCUCAGCUGUGCUCAGAGGCCUCCUGGCCACUCUCCUAUCCCACUGGGAGGGUUCCCGCGAUGCUUUGUCCACUGACUCUCCCUGGCAUCUGCAGGCCUCCUGCCUACUGGUGUCCUGCAUGGGAGAAGGCCAGCUCCUGCCACCUGUGCUGGCCAACGUCCACGAGGCCUUUGCCCAUCUGACUCCGUUCGAGGUGAGGCUCCUGCUCCUGGCUGUGUGGGAAUACGUAAGGGGCAACGGGCCGCUGCCCCAGAAGUUUGUUUUCAGUUCAGACAAAUGCAUGUUCUGCAGGGAUUUCUCACGGGACGGGGAUGUGUCCAGAUAUGUGGCACCGAUCCACAGCGUCCUGCAUAAAAACGUUGACAGACUGGGACACCUGUGCUGGCGGUUUCAGCUCUGAGACCCAGAGGGCGGAUAAACUGUGAAAAACAGCUGAUGCGACAGCGACUGUAAAACAGGAGCAUUGCUGUCAUGACACUUCAAGCAGUGGACUGAAAGUUCAAAAAUGUAGAGCUGUGUGCCGAACUUUGUGUUUAUCUCUUGCAUUAUAUUUUCAGUAUAUCUGGCUUCUGAGAAACCCCUGGGAAAUUGCUCAACUGUGAUAUAUGUUGAUAGAAAAUUAGUUUAUAGUCUUAAUUUGUUAUUUUGGUUCAGAAAAAAACACUUAAAUCUGGUUGUUUUGUUCUGUAAGCAUGCUUUCUAUCUUUUGUUAUACACACAAACGUGUUAAAACCACAUUGCAAAAUAAAUCUCCAUUUAAUCCUAAA
This is a messenger RNA of Girardinichthys multiradiatus, 3561 nucleotides long. It is a transcript of the gene ints5, whose product is annotated as integrator complex subunit 5. Gene Ontology annotation, biological process: snRNA 3'-end processing. The record is from RefSeq and is a predicted model, not a curated record. The transcript is spliced from 4 exons. Bases 189 to 3194 code for a protein of 1001 amino acids. Gene Ontology annotation, cellular component: integrator complex. Lineage: Eukaryota; Metazoa; Chordata; Actinopteri; Cyprinodontiformes; Goodeidae.